CUUUCAUAUGAUAAUGCAACCGGCCCUAAACUUAAAUGCACGAAUAAUUCACUCUCUUUCUGAUAUGCAGCCUUCCAUAUUCUCUCCCACAAAUUCAAUAAUUAUUUUCAAAAUUGAAACAUUUUCCAACGAUGUUCAUUCAUCAUUUCAAAACCCUUUCCAUCUUCCAUUAACUCUGCAUUCAAAACCCUAUUCAUAACCCUUUCUUCUUCUCAUGUUAUAUAAGAAAAUGGUUGGGGCUGAACUAUUCAGACUUCAACGAGAAAUUUCCAGUUCAUCUCUUUUUGCAUUCAAAUAUCUCUUAGGUACCAAAAUUCGAUCCUUCCAAUGGCUCGGCCAAUUGAAGCAGUCAAGGACAUCAACGAUUCAAAAGAUUUGUGGAAGGUUGCUGUUCGUUGUAAGCACAUGUGGACUGUGACAAGUGCUUCCAACAAAGUUCAUUUGGAGCUGAUUUUGGUUGAUUCCAAUCUUGACAUGAUUCAAGCCAUUAUCCCACCCCAUUUGGUGUCAAAAUAUCAGGCUGAGCUUGCUGUUGGAGGUUCAUAUGUCAUGCAGAAUUUCAAGGUUUCAACUAACGAUUUUUCUUUUAAAGCUACAACACAUGCUUUCAAAUUAGUCUUUUGUGGUUCAACUUUUGUCAAAAAAUCAGAGUUGUCCAACAUUCCUUUGAAUUAUGUUAAAGUUCUCGAUUUGGCUUCUAUAGUUGAUGGGAAGUUUCAAUCUAAUUUGUUAGUUGAUGUUGUUGGAGGAGUUACUGAAAUUAUUCAGACUCAAGUCAAUGUUGAUAACAUCAAAAGUAAGGUUGUAUUUAUAAUAACAGACGUUAGCAAGUCUUUGGUUCAAUGUACCCUAUGGGGCCAGCUAGCUAUUCAGUUUAAUGACUAUUACAAGACAUUAAACGAUGAAGGAAACGUUGUUGUCCUUAUAGAGAAUGCAAGGAUAAAGGGCGCAACAGGGGGUUAUCCGUUGAAUGUCUCUAAUGCAUGGAAUGGCACUAAGCUAACUAUAAAUGAUGUUAGCUUUCCUGAGAUAAGUAAACUAAAAGAAAGUCUGAAGGAAAUAUUACCAAAGUUGUCUUCGUCAAGCUUGCAAGUUGAAACGACUCAGAAUUCACAGUAUUCUGACUUUGAUAAGUUCAUAUGGAAGGCUGAUAUUCUUAGUCUUGCUGAAAUCAACACUCUUCAACAUGAGGCAACCUGUGUAACUGUUGCUGAGUUGGAAAAAUUUGAGGUUGGCCAGGCUGGGUGGUAUUACGAUGGGUGUGGUGAGUGUACAAAGAGUGUAUCUCUUAAAGAUGGAAAAUUGAAGUGCUAUGCGAAUCACAUAACCUACAAACCGGUUCCCAGGUUUAAGCUUGAAGUAAUGGGAACUGAUGGGAAGUUCAAGGCACGAUUUGUCUUUUGGGACGUUGAUUGUGUGAAGUUAAUUGGAAAAUCUGCUUUAGAAAUUAAAACUGAACUAAUUGAGGCCGGUGAAGACAAUCCCUUUGAAUUCCCGAUUCAACUUGAUGCAAUGUUGACAAAAAAGUUGGCUAUUAGAGCUGUUUUUCAGCCAAAGUUUAACAGGCUAUCAGUAAUUGGUUUCAAAGAUGAUGAUGAAACACGUAACAAAAUACGUGACAACUUCAAAUGUGAAGAGCAUACAUCGAAGCUUGGAGUUUCGGAGACUUCGUCACAAGACGAUAACCGGAGUUUUUCUGAACCAUUUUCUGCAUCUGCAGAUUACGAUCCUUCAGCCGAGAAUUCGGCAAUCACUCCGUCGAAAAGGACAUUACCUGAUGCUGUAGAAGAUGUUGAAAGUGUGCAACUGUCCUCAACCAAGAUGACCAAAUCAAUCAAACAGGAGAAGUAGGAACGUCGAUGAAACUGCUGACUGAAGCUAUAUAUUUUCAUUUGCAUUAUUUUAUGUCAUCUUUAUUUAGUGUCUUUAUUUUCAUUUCAUUCACGUUGAUGCAGACAUGUUAUGCUGAGGCUGUUUAAGAUUUAUGUUUCAGAAUUACUAUUUAUUAUCAAUUCCUACUUCAAUAUAAUUUCUCAUCUUUGAUUUUCA
Molecule: messenger RNA, 2049 nt
Organism: Vicia villosa (hairy vetch)
Lineage: Eukaryota; Viridiplantae; Streptophyta; Magnoliopsida; Fabales; Fabaceae
Exons: 12
Coding region: 328-1851 (507 amino acids)
Source: RefSeq, a predicted model, not a curated record